AAACCUGUCAAAGCGGUGUUUAUUUUCAUUGUAUUUAGUACUAUUUUAUUUUAGGCGAAAGGAGUUGAAAAAUUCGUUGCAUCCUGCAGAUAAAUUCUUAUUACAGCAUCUUGAAAGUGAAAUUAAAACUUUUAACAACAAUUUUGACCUAAAAUGACGUGGGGAUUUGUAACCUGUGGCCCCAACGAGGCGCUAGUAGUUUCGGGAUGCUGCCAUAUGAAGCCACUGUUGGUGCCUGGCGGUCGAGCUUUUGUAUGGCCUACCAUACAGCGCGUACAAAGAAUUUCCCUUAACACUAUGACUUUGCAAGUGGAGAGUCCCUGUGUUUAUACUAGUCAGGGCGUUCCCAUCUCGGUAACUGGCAUUGCACAAGUAAAGAUUCAGGGUCAAAAUGAAGAUAUGUUAUUGACCGCAUGCGAACAAUUUCUCGGUAAAGGCGAAUCUGAAAUACAGCAUAUCGCAUUGGUUACGCUAGAAGGACAUCAGCGUGCCAUUAUGGGCUCCAUGACGGUUGAAGAGAUUUAUAAAGAUCGAAAAAAAUUCAGUAAACAAGUAUUCGAAGUGGCUUCGUCCGACUUGGCCAACAUGGGCAUAACCGUUGUCUCGUACACCAUUAAAGAUCUCCGUGAUGAAGAAGGUGAUUCAAAGGGAUAUCUUAGAUCUUUGGGCAUGGCUCGCACUGCUGAGGUUAAACGCGAUGCUCGCAUCGGUGAAGCUGAGGCGCGUUGUGAUGCACAAAUUAAAGAGGCCAUCGCUGAGGAGCAACGUAUGGCUUCGCGUUUUCUCAACGACACCGAAAUCGCCAAGGCACAACGUGAUUUCGAGUUGAAGAAAGCCGCCUACGAUGUGGAGGUGCAAACGAAGAAAGCCGAAGCGGAAAUGGCUUAUGAGCUGCAGGCGGCAAAAACCAAACAACGUAUCAAGGAGGAACAAAUGCAAGUGAAAGUAAUUGAACGUACUCAGGAAAUCGCCGUACAAGAGCAGGAAAUACAGCGUCGCGAGAAGGAGUUAGAGGCUACUGUACGUCGACCAGCUGAAGCUGAGAAAUUCCGUUUGGAAAAAAUAGCUGAAGCAAAUAAAAUGCGCGUCGUUAUGGAAGCAGAAGCAGAAGCUGAAUCGAUUAAAAUUCGUGGUGAAGCUGAAGCAUUUGCCAUCGAAGCAAAGGCUAAAGCUGAAGCUGUACAAAUGGCACAAAAGGCCGAAGCUUGGCGUGAGUACCGUGAAGCGGCCAUGGUUGAAAUGUUAUUGGAAACUUUGCCUAAGAUUGCCGCCGAGGUUGCUGCGCCAUUAUCGCAAGCUAAGAAGAUUACCAUGGUUUCCAGUGGACAGGGUGAGAUCGGCGCUGCCAAAUUGACUGGUGAAGUAUUGCAGAUCGUCAACAAAGUGCCAGAAUUGGUUAAGAACAUUACUGGGGUCGACAUUGCCCGGUCUGUGCAUGCUGGCUAAAUUAAAAAAAAAAACACUAUGCUUCUACAAAACAACAACAACAAUAAUGUAUGAAAACCCACACGAACUGCAUAAAAAGGUAAAGGUGUCAAAAUUCUUAAACCAAAGAUUUAAAAAAAUGCGACAAAAGAACAAUCGGAAUAUAACAACGAUAAAUUUAGGAAAAACGAUUUUCAAAAAGCUUAGAUAGACCUUGAAAUUAACACAUUCAAUAAGAUCAAGGACCUUUUUUGAAUACUCUACAAGAAUGUGGUUUUGAAGAAUUUGGCAUUUAAUAAAAUAUAGUAAGAUGACGCUAGUCUUAAACACAAAUUCUUGAAGAUUAUAAAUAAUAAUAAAGAAAUAAACGAAAUUCAAGUAACAAAAAAUAUAAAGAAAUAUGCUUGAAACUAUAACAACUGUACUACUUCGUGAUUUGCAUACAUUUUUUGUGUAUAUGUAUAUACUAUAACAUUUACAAUUUUCAAAAUAUACUCCAUAUAUGAAGGCGUGUAAAGCACACACUUGUAUUUUGUACUUUCUUAAGUAGCAACAAAACACAAACGCAUUCGCACAUAUUCACCAACGCCAGCGUUUUUUUCGCUGCAAAUAAAAUUGAUUGUAAGUGAAUUUUUAUUUCAAGAACUACACGGCAGAUUAACAAAACUAUUUAGCCAGUUGAAUUUACGGAAACUUUAAAUUAUCUUAAAUUAAACAGAUACAUGUGUAUGUAUAUAAGUUCGGAUUAAGCCAAAUUUUGUCUUAAAAGCAACUCAUUUAAUCUGCAAAACAUGAAUUAAAUAUUGAAGGGUUGUGUAAAUAAAGUUUAUGUGUGCAUACAUACAUUUACAUAUAAGCAUUAUAAAUACAUAUAUUCAAAAGAUUUACAUACACAUUCAAACACGAAGCUAAAUGUCUUAAAUGUGUUCUGUGGAAGUGAAGAUAUAGUGCAUUAUUUUUCAAAAAGUUCAAAAGAUGUAUCAAAAGAAGUUUUCACCAAAACAUAUGUAUAUGUAGAAUUUUUUUUCAUACGAUAUGCACAUAUAUACAUAUUUUAUAUACUGAAAUUAAACUAUCUACUGUUUCUUGGUUUUAUUUAUUUAUCGAACAAAUCAAAAAGUUCAAAAGAUGUAUGAAAAGAAGUUUUCGCCUAAACAUAUAUGUUGAAAUUUUUUUUCCAUACGAUAUGCACAUAUAUACAUAUAUAUAUUGAAAUUAAACUAUCUGUUGUUUUUUGGUUUUAUUUAUUUAUCGAAUAAAUUAAAAUUUGUACUUUUUUGGAA
Rhagoletis zephyria (snowberry fruit fly) is the source of this 2708-nucleotide messenger RNA. RefSeq names its product flotillin-1 (gene Flo1). The record is from RefSeq and is a predicted model, not a curated record. Gene Ontology annotation, cellular component: plasma membrane; cytoplasmic vesicle; flotillin complex. Gene Ontology annotation, biological process: protein kinase C signaling; regulation of receptor internalization; positive regulation of cell junction assembly. Gene Ontology annotation, molecular function: protease binding. NCBI's taxonomy places the organism in Eukaryota, Metazoa, Arthropoda, Insecta, Diptera, Tephritidae.